GGAUGAACUCUAGUCAAACACUGAACUAUCUCUCUCUCAACAUAGUUUUUCAAUUUCACAACUCACUUUAACAACCAUGGAUAUGGAAGAAGAAGAGGUUAACCCACAAGUGAACUUUGCACUUGACCUGAUGCGUCGUUUGCCUCCACAAAACGCAGAGAAAAAUUUACUAUCACUUAUUACACUUCUUCCAGACUUGACGGAGGACCUUCUCAACACAGUGGACCAACCCCUCAAAGUCCAAACCUGCGCCGAGACUGGGAAAGAGUAUUUGCUUUGUGAAUACAACCGUGAUGGAGAUUCUUACAGGUCACCGUGGUCAAAUAAAUUUACUCCACCAUUGGCAGAUGCAACCUACCCUUCAGCCAGGCUUCGCAAACUGGAGAUUUCUGCCAACGAUGCAUUUGAUGCUUACAGAGAACUUUAUUUCGAAGGUGGUGUUUCAUCAGUAUACUUUUGGGACCUUAGCCCAGGCUUUGCAGGAGUUGUACUGAUUAAAAAAGUUGGCGAUGGCGCUCGUAGGAUGAAAGGAGCAUGGGAUUCGAUUCACGUGUUUGAGGUACAGGAGAAAAAUCGCAAUUCUCACUACCGACUCACAUCCACUGUCAUGUUGCACAUGGUGACCAAUAAGCCAGAUUUGGGCCAUAUGAAUCUCUCAGGAAGUAUGACACGUCAGGCAGAGCAAGACUAUGUGGUGGAUGACCCCUCGAUGCAUGUUGCAAACAUUGGACGAAUGGUGGAGGAAAUGGAAAUCAAGAUGCGUCAUCUGCUCAAGGAUGUCUACUUUGGUAAAACAAAGGAUGUUGUGAAUGAUUUAAGGUCAAUUGAAUCGUUAGCAAAGAUGAAGAAACAGCAGGAUAUGCAACGUGAAAUUGCUGCAAAGUUACAGGAGCGACAGCCAAAGCCAACAAUUAGUUAGAAAUGUGAUAGGAGAAGGUCGUACAGCUUUUAAUAAAAGUCAGAUCCAGGACAGCUUCGGCUAAUUUAAGAAUCGAUCAAAG
Molecule: messenger RNA, 1001 nt
Organism: Lobosporangium transversale
Lineage: Eukaryota; Fungi; Mortierellomycota; Mortierellomycetes; Mortierellales; Mortierellaceae
Product: F-actin-capping protein subunit beta
Exons: 5
Coding region: 77-919 (280 amino acids)
Biological process (GO): barbed-end actin filament capping; cell morphogenesis; actin cytoskeleton organization
Cellular component (GO): F-actin capping protein complex; cytoplasm
Molecular function (GO): actin filament binding
Source: RefSeq, a predicted model, not a curated record